Molecule: messenger RNA, 2745 nt
Organism: Aphidius gifuensis
Lineage: Eukaryota; Metazoa; Arthropoda; Insecta; Hymenoptera; Braconidae
Exons: 5
Coding region: 430-2706 (758 amino acids)
Molecular function (GO): protein binding
Source: RefSeq, a predicted model, not a curated record
UGAUGCAUUUCGUAUUGCAGGUAGUCGACUAAAAAACUAUUGAAAACUAUAUAGUAUAGGAAGGGGCAUUCAGGGACUCAUAUAAUCAACCGGGGGUUUUCGUGUAUGAAAACAUGGAAAGGUUGUAUUCGAGUUGGAAGAGGACAUUCAGUCUUUCAGUCGUUGAGGUACGCUCGUACGGGACGUCCACCAACUCUCUCUUUUUUUUUUUUAAAUUCUGUAUCAGAUUUCCUCGUUUUUUUUCUUCAAAGUGUACAUAUUUUUUUUAAUUUGACCAGUGUGUGUGCUUCAAUAAAUUUAUUAUAAAAAUAUACAAUAAAUUUAUGAAAAAAAAGUGAUUGGAAAAGAUAAAAAUUUUCAUUUUAUUUUUAAAUUUGAAAAAUAAAAAUGACGUAAAUUUACUGACAUCAUCAAAACGUCGAUGUCAGAAUGCGUUGGUUUCGGGGCAACGUCGAGGCACCAAAAUUACUGAGUCUAAGUCCACUGCGAGGUGAUGAUACAGAUGCGGAUACAAUUCACUUUCGUUCCAGAUCAAGAGAUAAAUCACCAGUUAGAUGGCCACGUAGAAAAUCAUCAAGUCCAGAAAAAAAUUGUUACAAUGUUCAAACAUCAAAAAUAACAACUGAAAAAUGUAGUAGUAGUAAAAAAGAUAAAAAAAAAAUUCAUGAAGAAAGAAAAAAAUUUUGUGAAAAAAAAAAUCCAUUAUUAGAUAGAGUUAAAAAUACAAGAUUAAGUUUUUUUAAAGAUAAAAUUAAUGAUGAUUAUAAUGAUGAUAGUUUACAGUGUAAUUCAAUGUGUGAUAUUGAAAAUUUAGAAUUAAAAAGAACAGAUAAUCGUAGAUCAAUAUGUGAAAUUGAUUUUAAAAAAAUAAAUGAUAAAGAAAAAUUGCAAAUUAAAAAAAAAACAAGAUCAAAAUCACAUACAAGAAUAUCACUAAAAAAAAAUAUAGAUGAUAAAUUUAAUUAUUUGGGUUUUAAUACAUCAACAUCAUCAAAUAAAUCAUGUUGGUCAAAAGAUGAUAAUGUAUCAUCAAUAAGUCCACCAAAAACACGUAAAAGUUUUCAUGGUCAUAAAAAUUUUUUAAAAGAUUAUACUGGUUCAAAAAAAACAAUUGACAUUGAUAAUAUAGAUGAUGAUAAAGAUUUAUCAUUUAAUAAUAGUACACUAGUUGACAGUCAUCAAAGUCCAUCAAGUUGUCUAGCAUCAAAAUUUCGAGCAAUGCAAGAUCGUUAUGUUAAAAGUUCAACAAACAGAUUAAUAGCUAAAAUAUAUCGUAAGGAUGUGAAAGAUAAUGAUAAACGUAGACUGCGUAGUUUUUCAUAUGGUGCAUUACCAGGUUUAGAAGAGCUACGUACAAAUCCAUUAUUUGAAGAUCAUGAACAAGAUGACAAUGAUUCUGGAAUAUUGGAUAGUGGCUCAGCAACAAGUUCUCUAUUUGAUGAUCGAUGUGGUAGUGGUGCUUCUGGAUUAAUAACAAAUGACUCUUCACCAUCACAAAUAUUACCAAAAACAAAAACAACAACAUCAUCAACAUCUUCAGCAUCACCAACGUCAUCGUCAUCUUCGUCAUUUGAUUUAGAACAAAAUCAAAGCUCAAAAACAGAUUCAAAUAAUUCUGAAUAUUUAGGUAAAAAAAAUAAUAAAAAAGAUUUACAUAAAAUUUAUACAAAAAUGAGUGUACAUAAUUUAAGUCUUGGUAUUGAAAAAAAUCCAUUAAAUACAAUAUAUAAUAUUAAAAAAAAUGAAAUAAAAAAUGAUAAAAUUAAUUUAUUUAAUAAUGAAAAUGAUAAAAGUAAACAAUUAAAAGUUGUUAGAUCAAGUUCAUGUACAACUGAAACAAUUGUAUUAAAAUUAAAACGUGAAUUUUCUGAUCAAUCAUUAGGUAUAUUUAUUGCUAAAAAUAAAAAUUUAAGUAAUGGUUAUUUAGUUGCUCAUGUUGUACCAAAUGGUCUUGCUGAUAAAGAAGGAACACUUAAAAUUGGUGAUGAAAUAUUAAUUGUUAAUGGUAAAAGAUUAAAAGGACUUGAUAUGUCAGAAGCAAGAUGUGUACUUGGUAGUGGUAAUACACCUGGUGAUGUUGAUAUUGUUAUAUCAAGAUAUAUUAAUAUUGAACAACCAAAAAAAUUAAAAGAAAGUAGUGUUGAUUAUGAAAAUAUAACAAUUGAUAAUAAUAAAAUUAUAAAUGAUUCAAUUGAUUCACCAAAAUUACAUUUUAAAAAAAAUCAUCCAAGACAUUAUAGAGAUAAAAAAAAUGAAUCUGCACGUUCAAUAAAUUCAGAUAAAUGUCGUCUAGUUAAUAGUGGAACAUCACAAAUUUCAACUAAUUUUUGUACUCUACCUAGACGACCAAAAACUUCUGUAACGACAUUUCACACAGUGGUAUUUGAAAAAGGUCAUGGAAAAAAAUCAUUGGGAUUUACUAUUGUCGGUGGUAGAGACAGUCCCAAAGGAAGCAUCGGUAUCUUCAUUAAGUCAGUUUUACCGGGUGGUCAAGCUGCUGAAGAUGGACGAUUGCGAGCUGGAGAUGAAAUUUUAGCAGUAAAUGGACAAGUUUCUCAUGAUUUAACACAUCGUCAAGCUGUACAAUUAUUUAGAAAUAUUAAAAGUGGCUCACUUGCUUUACAUCUCUGUCGUAGAGUCAAACAACGUGAUGCACAAUCAAUCAAGGCUAAAUCAUGUGCUGAUUUAUUAACAGUCGAUGCUUAAUAUGGCUCUUUAAUUUGUAUAAAAAAAAAUUAAAAAAUU